AUGAGCAAGAAACGGAAGCUCGGCCACGCGGCGGGCAAGAAGCAGAGGCCCAUGCCUCACGGCAGCAAGGGCACCGGGCCCGGCGGAAACCACAAUGCACACAACCAUGACAGAAGUAACAAUAAGAACGGCCACAGCAGCAACCACAGAGAUGCCUCGCAAAAGCAGAAAAAUACUACAUCUACAUCCUCCUCGUCAUCUCCACUGCCACCUCCGACCAUCCCCUUCCAUCCCGAAGACGACGCGAUCCUCCUUGUCGGCGAGGGCGAUCUCAGCUUUGCCGCCUCGCUCGCCGAGCACCACAACUGCCUGCGUCUGACGGCCACCGUGCUGGAGGAGAGCGCUGAGGCUCUGGCUGCCAAGUACCCUCAGGCUGCCGCCAAUGCAGAGCGCAUUGCCGCCGCGGACGGCAAGGUGCUCUACAAUGUCGACGCCAAGACCAUGGGCCCGUACACGUCCCGGUCGAAGAAGGACAAGGACGGCAAGGACGGCAAGGACAGCAAGGACGGGAGGGAUGCCAAGAACAAGGACAAGGAGGGCAUCUUUGAUCGGAUCCUGUUCAACUUCCCGCACAUUGGCGGCAAGAGCACCGACGUCAACCGCCAGGUGCGCCACAACCAGGAGCUGCUCGUGGCUUUCUUCCGGCGCGCGCUGCUGUCGCUUGCGCCCGGCGGGUCCAUUGUGGUGACGCUAUUUGAGGGCGAGCCCUACACGCUGUGGAACAUUCGCAAUCUGGCGCGGCACGCGGGGCUGCAGGUCGAGCGCAGCUUCCGGUUCCAGUUUGGCGCAUACCCGGGCUACCAUCAUGCGCGGACACUGGGCGUGGUACGGAUGGGCGGCAGUGGCGAUGCAGACGACAGCAUCGGAAGCAACGACGUGUCGACGACUGCAUGGAAGGGCGAGGACCGCGCGGCACGCAGCUACGUGUUUGUGCGCAAGGAUGAGAUCGCACAGCCGCCGCGGCCCAAGGUACCCUCCUCCCACAACAGCAGGGCCGCGAAGCGGAAACGGGGAGGCGACGACGCCAGCAGUGACAGUGACGCGUGA
Messenger RNA from Sporothrix schenckii 1099-18, 1047 nucleotides. Its product is annotated as 25S rRNA (uracil2634-N3)-methyltransferase. The transcript has a single exon. NCBI's taxonomy places the organism in Eukaryota, Fungi, Ascomycota, Sordariomycetes, Ophiostomatales, Ophiostomataceae. The record is from RefSeq and is a predicted model, not a curated record. Gene Ontology annotation, biological process: rRNA base methylation. Gene Ontology annotation, molecular function: rRNA (uridine-N3-)-methyltransferase activity. Gene Ontology annotation, cellular component: cytoplasm. The coding region runs from base 1 to 1047 and encodes 348 amino acids.